AUGGGAGCAGCCAGCAGCGGGCCGGGGCCGGCCCCGGUGCGACCCCCCCAGGGCCGCGCCGUGGGGCCGUGGGUACGGGCGCUGCUGCGCCGCGCCGGGUCGGGGCCGGGGCCGGGGCCGGGACCGGGACCGGGGCUCGCCCUGGCUGCCGAGGAGCCGCCGCUGCCCGGUUGGCCGCUGCCGCAGCUCGUCUCGCUCUUCCUGCCGGAGUUCCCCGUUCGCCCCUCCGGCCGCCAGCAGCAGCUCAAGAUCCUGGGCUUGGUGGCCAAAGGCUCCUUCGGGACCAUCCUGAAAGUGCUGGACUGUGGGCGGGAGAAGGUCUGCGCCGUCAAGGUCAUGCCCAAAGUGGAGGUGCUGCGCCGCGACACCCUGAAGCAGUGCAAGGAAGAAGUCAGCAUCCAGAGACAGGUCAGGCACCCGUUUGUCCACGGCCUGGGGGACAGCUGGCAGGGCCAGCGCCACCUCUUCAUCAUGUGCACCUACUGCAGCACCGGGGACCUGCACGCGCUGUGGCGCGCCGCCGGGCGCUUCGCCGAGGCCACCGUCCGCCUGUUCGCCGCCGAGCUGGUGCUGGUGCUGGUGUAUCUCCACGACCUGGGUAUCGUGCACAGAGACGUGAAGCGCCUGUUUAAUUUCAGAUGGAGAACAUCCUCCUGGAUGAGAGAGGUAAGGGUCUGGUGGCACUAGGGUGGGGACACCCCAUCCAUGGGGACACCCCAUCCAUUGUUGGGGCCCCAUUCGCCAUCUUGCCCUGCAGGGCACCUCAAACUCGCCGACUUCGGCCUCUCCCGGCACCUGCGGUGGGGCGAGCGGGCCCACACCAUCUGCGGCACCCUGCAGUACAUGGCCCCAGAGGUACUGAGUGGGGGCCCCUACAGCCACGCAGCCGACUGGUGGUCCCUGGGAGUCCUGCUCUUCGCCCUGGCCAGUGGGGAGUUCCCGGUGGCACCGGCGGGGGACCAUAUGGCCAUGCUGGAGCGCGUCAACCGGAGCAGCUACGCGAGCCCCCCUGCGCUCAGCCCCGCGCUGGCCCGGCUGCUGGCUGAGCUGCUGUGCCACAACCCCCUGCGCCGCCUGCGCUACCUCCACCACUUCCAGGACCACCCUUUCUUCCGGGGGGUGACCUUCGACGCCGAACUCCUGCAGAAGGACCCGGUGGCCGUGGCCGUGGCCCCGCGCCCCCCAGCGCCCCCGUCUCCCACCCCCGACCCCUCCACCUUUGACGACUUCGACUGCGACCUCACCGCCACGGCCCCCCCAGACCGGCCCUGGCCCGGCUGA
Cygnus atratus (black swan) is the source of this 1281-nucleotide messenger RNA. RefSeq names its product ribosomal protein S6 kinase related (gene RSKR). The record is from RefSeq and is a predicted model, not a curated record. The transcript is spliced from 11 exons. Gene Ontology annotation, biological process: protein phosphorylation. Gene Ontology annotation, molecular function: ATP binding; protein kinase activity. Lineage: Eukaryota; Metazoa; Chordata; Aves; Anseriformes; Anatidae.